AUGAAGAAAAUAAUAAAUACCCCUUAAAACCCAAGUGUAAAUAUUUAACCCAGUGUGACUCCAGUGCAAUAAGACAAUCCUUAGCAACAACAUGAGAACAUGACAAGUAAACAUGAGAACCUGACAAGUAAGUUCAGUGCUAUUAAGAAGUUGGAUAUGGUUAUUGUCCGUGAGAGGGGGGCAGAGAGUUCAGGAGCCUCACAGCCUGUGGAUACAGGCUGUUGGCCAGUCUGGAUGUUCUGGCCUGUAUAGACCUGUACCUUCUCCCUGAGGGCAGCAGGUGGAAAAGGUGGCGCGCAGGGUGAUGUUGGUCCCGCAGAAUACUGUGCACCCGUCUCAGACAGCGAGUGGGGAAGAUAUUACUAAUCUCUGGCAGACUUAUUCCAAUAAUUCUGCCAGCUUCUUUCACCACCCUUGGUGCAGCUGGGGAACCACACUAGAAAUCCAUACGUCAGAACGCUGCUGAUGGCACAGUUGUAGAGGUUCAACAUCAGAGAUCUGGGAAUGUGUGCGCUCCGCAGUCUCCUCAGGUUGGAGGCAACGCAUCUCAGGAACUGAAGAAGUUACUCCUGGUGUUGGUGAUGACUCUGCCAGGAUCACCAGCAAUCCAGUAUGAUAAAGACAUGGAGAAAACAAAGGAAAAGGGCAAAAUGAACCGUGCAGCCCUUCAGCUCUUCUCCUCCCUCAGCUUCUCCAAAGCCAGAGAAGAAGCGCUUCAAUAUGGCAGUUUCACCUUCCUCCCUUUCAACACCUCGUCAUCCUCCAACUCCUCUCUUUCCUCUCCUUUAUCUCCCCCAAUUCUUGCCUUUCUACGCUCCUGGGGUUGUGUCCACUUCCUUGUUCUGCUCAACUUCGAGUUUCAGCCUCAAAGCCUGGAUCCUGCCUGGGCCUCGAGCUUGCCUGAUGCCGGGCUGUUUGUAGCCAGCACAGGGAUGGAUCGUUUUGGGUCCACAUCUCUCUACAGUCUCAGACUGCAGCCCCACGAAGCCAUCGUAGUCAAACUUUUUGAAGCACAAAACUAUUUGUAGAGUUUCUGUGGUCGGGUUUCAGUAUAUCUCAAACCACAGUGAUGCAGCUGUUUUUUAAAAAAAUUCUCAUUUGUGCUCAGAAGUCACUGAAAAUAAAGUCAUUGUUUUGUGUGGCAACAUUUGUGGUUCCCCUUCAACCACUGGGAUCUGUAAUAUAUGUAUAAUAUAGCAUGACUGUAUGAACUCAGAUAACAAGUAAAUCUUGAUUUCACAUCACAAAAUUUUGUUUUGUGUGUGUUUAAAGAGUUAAAAUGAUACUCA
This is a messenger RNA of Haplochromis burtoni (Burton's mouthbrooder), 1289 nucleotides long. RefSeq lists its product as uncharacterized. The record is from RefSeq and is a predicted model, not a curated record. The coding region runs from base 582 to 1028 and encodes 148 amino acids. The transcript has 2 exons. NCBI's taxonomy places the organism in Eukaryota, Metazoa, Chordata, Actinopteri, Cichliformes, Cichlidae. Gene Ontology annotation, biological process: amino acid transport.